GGGAUCAUUGAUCCACAUCUGUUGUACGAAUCAAUUUGGCCAUCGUCGUGCACAGUUCAUAGUUCGUGCUGCGGAACAAUGGAUACAAGCCUGUCACCAGCAGCAGAGAUACACAAGAGGCAAGUUCUCUGCGAUACAUUACACUCCUGGAACAACUAUGCUCAAAAUCUUCAAAUAUACCAGAGCAGAGGAAUGUUUGCUUGAUGAAUUCAUGAUGCAUGAGGAGGAGGAAGCAAUGAGUAAACAACACAAGAGUUCUAAGCUGAGGCGGGGCGCCCCACAGUUUAUGCCUGCAUCUGUGCAUGCCCGUCGUACCUACAACACUCUGCUGCUCAAAUCUGACAGUGAACUGAUGGACAGAAUGAUCAGGGAGACAAACCUUCUGACAGACGAGCUACAAGAUCUCAAUUUGGAGAGACAUCAGGGUUCAUGUCAAGAAUUUGGGAACCUGACUAGCAAAGCUUCCACUGCAAACGCACAGAGAGAAAGCCAUUGCUAUGGAAAGCAGGCUCAUGAGAGUAUUGUGAAGGAUAUAACAUACCAAGCAUACAAGCCCGUAACUGCAAACGUGAAGGCAGCUUUGGACGGAGGACAACAAUACUGGAAGAAUGUUGAGAUCUCUCCAAGUGGAAAAAUACACACAGAAACUGCUUCUUGCGUCUCGUCAAAAGUGCUUGAGUAUCCGAUUGAAGAUAAAAAUGCUUUGGUGCAGAGUGCACCAGGAGUUUCAGAGAUGACCUGUGAAGAACAAAAGAUCAUUGGGAAACCCUGUUCUCUUGCAUACAACUUCGAGAUAAGUGAAGCCUGCUCAAAAUCCCUGGCUGGUGUUGUUGCCAUUGGCUCGAUGCUGAUCCCGAUUGCGAUGUAGAUCCAAAAGCAUUUCUGUCAUCAGCUGGAACCAAGGUAUCGCUCGUAAGUAGGAGGGUUGCUCUUUUUUUGGCUUCUUAGUAGGGUUCUUGAUGACCGUUGAGUAAACGAUUGACAGCUUCAUCUGGCAAAUAGAGAUUCACCGAUCUUAGCAUUAUAGCUUCGACCGGGAAGGUCCAGAUUUCACAAUAUUCCCACUUCUUUGUUUGAAGCUUCGGUUACCCUAUUCUCUGAGAAGGAAAGCACAAGAUGCAGGGAUGCGCUGAACAUUUUCGUAAAAUGGAUACCUGAAUCCGGAGUCACUUGAUCUUUGUUACUUGAUCGUACAUGGUUUGCUGGAAUGAUAUGCUGUUAUCAUCUCAUUGGUUUUGUUUUAUUUUAUUUUUUCUUGUUAAAACGACUGAACUCGAUCCUGAAGCGAAAACUCCUGUUUCUCUUCGAGUUGAAAUUCCAGCAUACAUCUCCUGAUC
This is a messenger RNA of Phragmites australis (common reed), 1337 nucleotides long. RefSeq lists its product as uncharacterized. Bases 158 to 868 code for a protein of 236 amino acids. NCBI's taxonomy places the organism in Eukaryota, Viridiplantae, Streptophyta, Magnoliopsida, Poales, Poaceae. The record is from RefSeq and is a predicted model, not a curated record. The transcript is spliced from 3 exons.